AUGCUGUUUGGAUUUUUCAUCCUGCUCAUCUUCAGAGCUGCACGAUGUGCAGACGAUAAGAUUUUUGUGACAGAGACUGUUGGUGUUGGAGAUGAUGUGACUCUGACAUGUACCCGCUCUGUGACUCCAACAACCACCUUAUUCUGGAUCAGACUUGUUGCUGGAAACUUGCCUGAAUUCUUGGGAGGAACAUAUAGUUUUAAUAAUGGUGGUGUUAAUAAGACUCCUCACACUCCUCACAUUACAACUAAACAAGAGCCUGGGACAUUUGUCCUGCAUAUUAAUAAAGCUGAGCUAAGCGAUACUGGACUUUACUACUGUAUAAAUGUAGGUGAACUUAACAUGACAUUAUUGAAAGGAACAUUUCUGAGGAUUGAAGGACCAGAACCUGAUAUCAUUACUGUCACUGAAGACUUUCCAUCUGAUCCAGUUCAUCCAGGAGACUCUGUGACUCUCCAGUGUUCAGUGCUCUCUGACUCUGAGAGUAAAACAUGUCUAGAAGAACACAAAGUGUACUGGUUCAGAGCUGGAUCAGAUGAAUCUCAUCCUAGUUUUAUUUUUGCUCAUGGAAACAGUGCUGAUGAAUGUGAAAAGAGUCCUGAGGCUCGUUCUGCACAGAAAUGUGUCUACAGCUUCUCUAAGAACGUCAACUCCUCUGAUGCUGGGACUUAUUACUGUGCUGUGGCCACAUGUGGAGAGAUAUUAUUUGGAAAUGGAACCAAACUGGAACUUGAAUGGAUCCUUGGGUAA
Messenger RNA from Scomber japonicus (chub mackerel), 750 nucleotides. RefSeq lists its product as uncharacterized. The record is from RefSeq and is a predicted model, not a curated record. Gene Ontology annotation, biological process: response to bacterium. Bases 1 to 750 code for a protein of 249 amino acids. Lineage: Eukaryota; Metazoa; Chordata; Actinopteri; Scombriformes; Scombridae. The transcript has 4 exons.